Messenger RNA from Colletotrichum siamense, 1065 nucleotides. RefSeq lists its product as uncharacterized. Lineage: Eukaryota; Fungi; Ascomycota; Sordariomycetes; Glomerellales; Glomerellaceae. The record is from RefSeq and is a predicted model, not a curated record. Bases 1 to 1065 code for a protein of 354 amino acids. The transcript is spliced from 6 exons.
AUGACAAACGUACUCAUCACUGGCGGCUCAGGCUAUCUUGGUGGAUCGCUACUUGCAUCAUGGGCGGAUGCAAACAUUGAGGGUUAUGACAAGCUGUACGCACUGGUGCGAUCCGACUCGCAAGCUGCCGCAGUAAAGUCGCUCUACGGCGCUGAGCCUGUCAGAUGUAGUCUUGAGGAAGGCGAUAUCAGGAGUCUGGUCGUGGACAACGGCAUCGCCGUGGUAUUUUACCUGAUUGAUGCCUACCGUGCCGAGCGACCCGUCAGCUUCAUCAAGGCUCUUGCUGAAGUUAAGAAAGCAACUGGGCGAGAAGUACACUUUGUCUACACGACAGGGACGAAGCAGUUUUCUGAGCAUGCCGGUGCGCCGACAGACAAGCCACUUCUGGACACGGAUCCCAAUCUGUAUGACAUCCAGAGAGGCCAAAAGGCGCCAGUUGAGGAGAUGGAGGUGGCUAUAGCCACCAAUUGCGCAGUAAUUGAUGACGGCGAGAAGUUCGACGUCAGGGUGUACCUCUUUUCACCCUGUAUUGUGUACGGUAAGGGACUGGGCUUUGGGAACCUAAUUUCCAUCCAAACGGUGGAUGUGGUCACCGCAGCGAAAGGGGCAGGACGCGUGUACCGGAUUGGGCCCGAAGGACAGACAUGGCCGGUGUGCCACAUAUCCGACAACACGUCGCUCUACAUCGCGCUGGCCAGAGCCAUUUUGAGCGGCUCCAACCCCGAUCAUGGGAAGCUCGGUUACUACCUAGCUUCCUCAGGCUCAGCCAGCUGGGAUGACAUUUACGCGGCUGUGGCUAAAGCAAUGGCGAAACGGGGUGUCAUUGAUGAUGACACAGUCGCACCCGUCACAGAUGAAGCGUUGAUGAAGAUGUCCGAUGCGUUGAAUGUAGAGCCGGCGUCGGCGGUGUCCAAAGUUGGUGGAAAAUCGACGUAUACUCCCGGGCAUGGGAGAAAGCUGGGUUGGAGCCCGCGAUUUCCACCAAGUCAUAUCGUUGACUCCUUGGACGAUGAAGUUGAACUCAUCUUGGAGAGUUGGACCACCAAGCACCAAGGUAUUAGGUAG